AUGCUCCCACCGGCGCUCCCUGCUGAACUAUGGAGAUGCAUCAUUCACUGGGCCACAGAAGAGUCUGCCUGUUUGCUCCCACCCAAUGCCCAGGCUUCAUUUGGCUGGCCGUAUCAUCCAACUUUUGAUGCCUCGUUCUUUCGCUCUCUCGCCACAAAAUGUAACCUGGCCCUCGUGUCCCGUCAAUUCUCAGAGAUCGGCUCGGAGUUCUUAUACGAGACUCUGCAUUUCAGAAGACCGACUCAACUGAUACUCCUAGCUCAGCAAUGCAAGUCAAAUUCUGCCGUCGUCGACAAGUUGCAGUCUUGGACGAAGACGCUACAUGUAACGCCUGUCUUUGACCCAGUCACAACUGAGGAAGAUGUUGAGGAAAUUGAAGAGUUUCUGCGAUCUAUGCUAGAAAUUAUACAGUUCUGUCCUCGACUACAGAGCGUUCUGGUACAAGCGGAUAGCGUCACCCUCUUUCGGGAACCGACAUACCAACCUUGGGUAUUGAUCCUCUCGCUUCUCCCAUCAGGGUUACACCAUCUUGCUGUCGAGAAUUUCUUGCUAGGACCGGUCUCCUGGAAUCCACCACUAUUCAGCUCAUGGGGCACAAGUUCAGUGCUCCGAACACUGCGUCUGGAUGCGCAUCACCCGCCUUUUGAACAUCACUUCCCACACUUGACGCACCUCUGGUUAUUCUCCUGGUCAUCGGCGAGCCAGUGGGACAUGCCUGCUCUAACCCAUCUUUACAUUGAUUAUUUUCCUGGAAACGAAACGACAGCAACCUUCUGGUUAGAGCCAAAACCUUGUCUCAAGCUCUUGCAUUUCGGUGGCGACACGGAUUUUGGGCUGUACUAUCCUGAUCUUCCUCAACGAUUACAAGAAUGUACGCCGAACCUCAAGAAACUAGAAUAUCACUGUUCUGGAGACCUUGACGUACGUUGGGACCCAAAUUCCUUAUCAAAAUCAAUCAAAGAGGUAACACUCAAGCUUGAAGAUGGUGAAUUCGGUGGCAUACACCGGGAUUCACCUUUAUCGCGUGAAGAUAUUUUGUUGCACUAUACUGCUGCUGGGUUCGAGAUUUUACUGGAAUUGUUGACUGAAUUAUGUCCAUCGGGAGCGAGUAGGUGGAUGAGGAUUGAACGCCACUUGGAGAAGUAUAGCCCUCAUCCUGCGAAGUUGUGUGUGCUCCUGCCAAGACGUGCUGCUAUUUUACUUCAAAAUAAUGAGGAUCCGCCUCCUCUCAUACAAUCGUCUCGCAUUCCGAUCACGCCUCGGUAG
This is a messenger RNA of Fomitiporia mediterranea MF3/22, 1266 nucleotides long. RefSeq lists its product as uncharacterized. NCBI's taxonomy places the organism in Eukaryota, Fungi, Basidiomycota, Agaricomycetes, Hymenochaetales, Hymenochaetaceae. The coding region runs from base 1 to 1266 and encodes 421 amino acids. The record is from RefSeq and is a predicted model, not a curated record. The transcript has a single exon.